CCGCCCUCUCCUUUUCCAGGCUGCAGUGAAACUCCGGUGAAACUCCCGGGCGCCGACAAGGGAGGAGGUGGAAAGUUCUUGUGUCGCUGCCGCGGCGAUCCAGAGAAGCCCUGCUUGCGGAUAUGGGGCGCCUCUGCCAGCCUUGGCUGGGGGUCCUGGUCUUGGGAGGAACUCUGGCCGUCGCCUCUGCUACAGUGACAAACCAAACUGGCAUUUCAAAAGGAGGAAGAAGUUUUAUUGGUCAUAAAAGCAAUUCAACAAAUAAAGAUGCAUACAACAUAGAUGACUUUGCAACCAAAAUCCUUACAGGGAAACUGACUACAAUUUUCCUUCCUGUGAUCUACAUUAUAGUCUUCAUCAUUGGCUUGCCCAGCAAUGUCUUGGCUCUGUGGGUUUUCUUCUUCAGAACAAAGAAGAAGCAUCCUGCGGUGAUCUAUAUGGCUAAUUUGGCUCUGGCAGAUCUCCUUUUCGUAAUCUGGUUCCCUCUGAAAAUUGCGUACCAUAUUAAUGGCAACAACUGGAUCUAUGGGGAAGUCCUGUGCAAAAUACUUGUUGGGUUCUUUUAUGGAAACAUGUACUGCUCCAUUCUUUUUAUGACAUGCCUCAGCGUGCAAAGGUAUUGGGUAAUUGCAAACCCCAUACUGCACUCAAGAAAGAAUUCAGAAAUUGCUAUGAAAGUUUCAGCUGCAGUAUGGAUAGUGCUACUGCUUGGCACAGUGCCACUAUAUCUUAUUAAACAAACUGUUUAUAUUUCUAACCUUAACAUCACCACAUGUCAUGAUGUCUUGCCUCAGUCUGUGUUGGCCAGUGACAUGUUUAACUACUUCCUUUCCCUGGCUAUUGGGGUCUUUUUAUUCCCAGCUAUUCUCACAACUGGGGCUUACAUUCUCAUGAUAAAGACUCUUAAUGCUUCCAUUAGAGAUGUAACGAUUGGGAAGAAAAGGAAAAGAGCCAUCAAGCUUAUCAUUACAGUGCUUUCUAUGUACUUGAUCUGUUUCGUGCCUAGCAAUAUUCUACUGGUGGUCCAUUAUGCCCAGAUCAAAACCAAUGGUUUCAGUAAUGUGUAUGCAUCAUAUAUUACAGCCCUUUGCCUUUCUGCUCUAAACAGCUGCAUCGAUCCAUUUAUCUACUACUUCAUUUCAAAAGACUUUAGGGAUCAUUUAAAAAAUGCCCUCCUCUGUCGAAGUGUGCGCACCACCAAGAGGAUGCAAGUCUCCCUCUCUUCAAACAGAUACCCAAGAAAAUCCCCCUCUUAUUCCUCUAGUUCAAACACAACUAAGUCAACUUAUUAAAUUUGUGCGUAUGACACAGGAUUUCCAUGGACAGAACAUGAAACUGAACUCCAGUAACAUUUAAUAAACAAAUGUUUACAGCUGGUAGACCUACUUUCCAUACAAAAUCAUAUGGACAAGCGUGUUCUUUACAAAGGGAAAAAUCAAAGCGGCAGCCUGGUAUGGACAAUAUAUGUGAGUUUGGGUUUAGACCAAUACAAGACAGAAUUGUUUUUAUAAGUGAUUAGCAGGUGUGCAAAGAAGUUUUCUAUAUUCGUGUUAAUCAAACAGGCAUCUUGCAUCCAGGCGCAAGUGGUAGUCAUAACUAAUAUUAACUAGUUUGAGAUUUUAGACAUCUUCUGUUUUAUAACAGAAGGAACUGUAGAAGAACAUAUAUGAGUAAUUGUAUGUGUUUGCCAAACCUGUCUUUUCCUAAUCCAGGAACUGUGAAAUCCCUGGAAUACUGUAUUAUUAAUAUAACAGUGACUGUUCUUUGCACUAAUAUACCUUUAUUUUAACUAUGCUGUGAAUAUGCAAAGUUUCCAGUAAUGUAGCAUGUAAUUGUAGGUUUAUUGCAAUAUUUUAAAUGUUUUUAAUUAAAGAAACACUUUUAUAUACUUAUUUGAGUUUAUUUAGAUUGAUAGGAAAUGUAUGAAAUUUGCUUUCACUUUACCAAAUUUUCUUCAUGUGAAAGUUCCAUUUUCUUCUCACUGGCUCCAAAUGAAAUAAAGAUUUAAGAAGCACA
This is a messenger RNA of Protobothrops mucrosquamatus (brown spotted pit viper), 2016 nucleotides long. RefSeq names its product F2R like trypsin receptor 1 (gene F2RL1). Gene Ontology annotation, cellular component: membrane. Gene Ontology annotation, molecular function: thrombin-activated receptor activity. Gene Ontology annotation, biological process: thrombin-activated receptor signaling pathway; phospholipase C-activating G protein-coupled receptor signaling pathway; blood coagulation. Bases 123 to 1292 code for a protein of 389 amino acids. The record is from RefSeq and is a predicted model, not a curated record. The transcript has 2 exons. NCBI's taxonomy places the organism in Eukaryota, Metazoa, Chordata, Lepidosauria, Squamata, Viperidae.